CUCCAUCCUUUGUGUGAACGGCCCCUAGGCUGCAGCCAGCACUACGGAGAAACCUCUCCACCCUUUCGCAUCACGGGAGGCUCUUGUGCUUGAGGGUGGUUCAGAGCUUACGUCUCGGCUGUUUGUUUUAGCUCACGUACGAGAUAAAAAACAGCCCUGCCUAGUCUCAGUAGAGUUUCAGCUUUUGCACCAAAAGUCACAGCCUCCCAGCAGAGCAAUGGCUCUCACGGUGAUUUUCCUGACUCCCUCCAUCUCUUGCAGCCUGAUUCUCAUCUCAGUCUUUGGCUGUGGGGAGUGUGUGGAGGUGACCGUACCACAAGAUCCAGUCAUGCAGCAGAGAGGUUCGAGUGUGGAGCUGCCAUGUCAUUACAAAACAUCCGUUGACAAAAACUUUGUGCUUGAAUGGAGGUUUGCCCCCGGCUCAACUCCUCACGACCAAGGGAAACAGAUUCUCUACUUCACAAAUAAUAAGCUGUACAAACCAGGCUCCCAGAGUGAACGGCUAAGCCUCCUUCAAGAUCUUCCCACGUUGGGUGAUGCUUCCAUCCAGCUGACUGACUUGCACGCAUCCGAUGCCGGCACCUAUAUCUGCGAGGUGAACAAUCCCCCGGACUUCUAUGGAACGAGCGUUGGGCUCAUCCAGCUCACAGUUUUAAUGCCUCCAUCCACUCCAGUGUGCAAAGGGACCACUUCUGCUUCCGUGGGUUCAGACGCCCACCUGACCUGCAAUUCUUCCGAAGGUGUGCCUUCGCCAACUUAUUCCUGGACACGGCUGGAUACCAAGACUCCGCUACCUCUGUCCAAUAUGGUGCAAGAUGACAAAACAGGGAAUCUGUGGCUGAGAAACAUCUCACUCGCAUUCUCUGGAAUGUAUCAAUGUCUUGCCUCCAAUGAGUUUGGACAACAGAAAUGCGAGCUCACCAUUCAGGUGACAGGCACUGCGGAAGCUGGAGUGAUUGCAGGAGCUGUCAUAGGGGUCCUCUUAGCGCUCCUGUUGCUCUGUGGAAUAGUCCUCUGGUUCUUACGCUUUAGGAAGCAGAAGGAGAAGAAGACGACCCAAUCCAUAUACAGCGGGAAUGAAAUCAGGGAAGAUGCCACAGCUCCAGGAAUCUCUGAGGCCUCUCUGCAGGGAGAAAGCCAGCCAGAAAAUCAUCUUCUGGAAAACAUAUCUAGCAGGCCUGCAUCUACUACCAGCACUACCAAAUCCCAGCUCAAUAAUUUUCUUGUCUAAGGUUGCUCUGUGACUGUGGGGUGGGUUUGUUGUCGCUUUACAGCAUUUUGUUUUACUGCACGAAGAACAUUUCCUCUGAAGAUGUUUAGGACAUCCUUCAAAGGGUGUCCUAAACUGCCCCUAAUCUGCUUGCUGCAUUGUUAAAACUUGAAUUAGAUUUCUGAGAGCUCCUCCAGAAUAGAGGUGGUGGAGAAAUUCUAUUCAUUUUGCAUUUCAACCUACCUUAUUUUCACUUUCCAAAACAAUAUGCAAACCGAGACACAGACAUCCUUUCAAAUUCUCAUGUCUCUGAAUUUUGCAAGGUCGUUCUCCAGCAAAGUAAUGUGUACAAAAAUGAAUAUACCAGGGUAAAGUACAUCUUUGUGUAAAACACAUAUGAAAAUGCAUCAUAUUUGGGGGCUAUUGUCUUGCAAAAAUGUGUCUACUAGGCAAAAUUGCAAACAAAAAUAUGUAUAAUUCACACUAAAAUGCUGGUGAAUUUUCAUAAUAACUUCUAGCUACUUCCUUCAAGAGCUGUGGCUCAACUUCAGUUGCCCCUUUCUCCAAUCAGAGUUUUUAGUGUAGUUUACUAUGACUCCUUAAGCUUCCCUGCUAGGUAGCACUGAACACUAGCUUUUCUAUGGACUUCCUACCCUUAGAAUUUAGCUCCUGUGUUGUGAAAUUUCCCAGGACUUGGAGACAGUGACCUUACACUGCUGUGCAAUCUGCUGUAGCUUUCCAGCUGGACUAACUGAUCUGUGCUCGAAAGUUGUUCGGAAAAGGCAGUUCCUUUGGAACAUGGGAGCCAGACUUCUUUUUAGUGUGAAAUGCGGGGAGCAUUUAAACUUUGAUUCUGUAUUUGUCCAUUUGUUUCUGGGUUCCUUAUGCAUCCCUUUUGGGAACACCCUUUUUUCAUCCUGAGGGCUGCAUUUGCUUCUAGGCAACUUCCUGAGGGCCACAUGCUGGUGGGUGGAGCCAGAAUCAGAAGUGAGUUGAGCAAUAAAUGCUAGUGGACCAACCACCCGCCUCUAUCCUCCAUACAGGCCAACAAGAGGCAUUAUCGGAGUUCAAGGGCACAGUCUAGCCAGUCAAAUGCCUUCAAGGAGGGUGCAAAGCAGGGCCAUUAAAGAUGUAGCCAUGGAGAGGGGGGUGUUAGCCUGGGGAGAGUUCCAAGGGCCACAUGGAGAGACCUGGAAGUCUGCCUUUGGCCCUUGGACCAAAGGUUCUCCAUCCCUGCUUUAUGGUCUUAGUCCAGGCUAUUUGAGAGAGUGCCUUCUCCCAUAAGUACCUCUCUGCUCUGAGUCACUGAGACUCUUCUGGUCGUUCCCACAGUGUAUUUCACUGACAAUGACUUCCAGUCAGGCUUUUUCAAUGAUGGCUACUAAGCUUUGGAACUUGAAACAGGUUCAUGUUGCAGGGUGCCAGAUAAUCCAGGAAUUUUCUCCUUUAAAGCACACUGUUAAUAUGUUUUUGUUGUAUUCAUAGGCUAUUUAUGGUCAGGUUCAUGCAUCAAUGCUCUGGAUUUCUCUCAUCGUGUGUUUCCACUACCAUUGUUCUGAUUCUAUAUUUUGUGUUGUUCCUUUUUUAAAAAACCAUUUCCUUACCAUGAAGAUUGCUGCAUGAAGUUUGAGUUAACCAAGCCCCACCCCCCAAAAAAUAAACAAUGGAUGUCU
This is a messenger RNA of Podarcis muralis (Common wall lizard), 2883 nucleotides long. It is a transcript of the gene VSIG2, whose product is annotated as V-set and immunoglobulin domain containing 2. The record is from RefSeq and is a predicted model, not a curated record. Lineage: Eukaryota; Metazoa; Chordata; Lepidosauria; Squamata; Lacertidae.